UGGAUAGAAAUUAAAUUGUUCUGAUGAAACCACUGUUUUAGUAUUGUGGCUGAUCAGCAGAAACUGCUCACUCACUGUGCUGCUGUAAACUAAAACAGCAAGGAUUUAAGCACUGAUUUUAUUCUGGGAGUCAUUAUUCACCUUGUUUACUGUCAAGCUGGGUUUGCUUUUCUCCCAAACUACAAGCCUUGGUUCAGCCUCACAACCCUCCAACCUACCGUCUUCAGGAAUUUAAAAGAAAUCUCCACACAGAAACAUCAGAGAAACAUUACAAUGACCUUUUGAUUUAUUCUCAUUCAAUCAUUAGUUAAGAAGAGUCGGCAGGUUGGGAAUGAGGCUGCAUUGAAUAAUUGGACACUGGUCACAAAACCUCGAGGAAUACAUCAAAAUCUUCUGUUUGAUCCCUCAAUACAUCAAAGUUCAAAUAUGAAAAGAAUACGCAUUUUGAUAAAGUUCUUACCUCGCAUUCAUCAAUACAUUUCAUGAGUACAAUUGGAGGGAAAGAACAACACUGCAUGAGAGGAGAGUAAUGCCUAGUAGGGCACUGUUCCCCAGUUGCUAAGUAAUCAGUUCUCUCCCCUCAAUCCAUAUAAAUGUUGAUUUUCUUCUUGGAUUGGUACUCUUGCAAAAUAUCAUGACAGGAAGUUCACAGCAGGAAGAUUCCAGAGGAUGUGAAGCUGAAAAGGAGACAACCAUUAUGACUGAGGAUCUUUCUGAAGACGAGGAGAAGGUGAAAGAGCCCCGGGUAAGAGAGACCCCAGAAGAUGUCACUUUUGAUGCUACUGUAAAUACGAUAGCUUUUCACCCAACGCGGGAUGUCAUUGCAGCUGGGGAUGUGGAUGGCGAUGUCUAUGUCAUCUCCUAUUCAUGUGAGGAAUCUGGAAAUGAGGAACUGUGGUCAUCAGGACAUCACAUGAAAUCUUGUCGCCAGCUGGAAUUUACCCAGAAUGGGCAAGAGCUUUUCACAGUUUCCAAGGAUAAAUCUAUUCACAUUCUCAAUGUCGAGAGAGGCAAAUUGGUUACAAGGAUUCCAAAAGCUCACAGUGCCGCCAUUAAUAGCUUGAAGCUGAUCGAUGAAAAUCUCUUUGCCACGGGUGACGACAAUGGUUUAUUGAAAGUAUGGGACUUACGAAAGGGAACCUCACUUAUGGAGAUGAAAAACCAUGACGACUACAUCAGUGACAUCACGAUCGACCAGAACAAGAAGAUUCUGCUCACGACCAGCGGUGAUGGUACGAUGUGUGUUUUUAACAUCAAGAGGCGCCGUUUUGACCUGCAGUCGGAAUUUCAGGAUGGUGACCUUACAUCGUUGGCUAUAAUGAAGCGAGGCAGUAAGGUGGUCUGCAGUUCGACUGCGGGAAUGAUCUACCUCUUCAACUGGGAUGGGUUUGGAGCCACCAGUGAUCGAUUCCUGGUGCCAGGAGAAUCCAUUGACUGUAUUGUUCCCGUCAGUGAUACUAUUCUGUGCACAGCCUCAAUGGAUGGAGUCAUCAGGGCUGUGAAUAUUUUUCCGAACCGAGUGAUUGGGAGUGUGGGGCAGCACGUGGGAGAGCCCAUUGAACAGAUUGCCAUAUCCCACGAGGGCCGAUUCUUGGCCAGCUGUGCCCAUGACCAGAAAGUGAAAUUUUGGGAUAUUUCUGACCUGCAUAAAGUUGUUGUUGAUGACUACAGGAAAAGGAAGAAACGUGGCAAGCUGGAAUCCCUGAGCAGGAAGGCCUUUGGGUCCGGAAGUGACUUCUUUGCUGACCUUGUGGAAGGAGAAGAGAAAGAGAGUGAUAGUGAUGUGGAGUAGGAGUGCUUUGUGGAUGAGUAGUUAGUGCACCCUCCUCACUGCUCAGCCUCAGGACUUGGGGAAACAAGGUGUUGCUCAUCCCCUUCACCUGCACAGACUCCAACUCACCCUGAGCUACAUCCUCAAAAAGCAUUUCCUGUUUCAGUUGUAUUUUUCCCCUUAGUUUAUGAUGUGAUACCUGUGUAUGUUAGUUGGCAGAUGAACUGUGUGGGGCUUCACAGAUAUCCCAUCAGCCCCCCUCCCCGUUCCUUCGUUACUGAUCCUGGGCACCUGCCUUUAUUUUUUCCUCAUUAUCCGGGUUGAAUUUAUAGCAUGACCUCAGACUACAUAUCAGGCCAUUUCAAAACUCCCCUUUCUUCUGGCAAUCUCACAACAACCAGAGUGAGAGAAUUUAAACCUUCAGAAUUGGGGUUUAUUAUCACACCUACUCAACUUCCGGGAUACAGGAGUACAGUGAGAAGUGUACAGUGUGUCCUUUUCCGUCUGUGCUGCAGCUCCUCUGUCCAGUCUGGACUCCCGGUCCAUCCAAGCUCCUGGUCUGCCCGGGUCUUGCUGAGCUGAGAUAAAGUCCAGUUUUCCAGGUGGCAGUGUCAGCCCUUGAACCCACUCAGACUGUCUUGGUGGAGGGAGUGGAGAGGGUGUGCAAGGACCUAUCGCUCCUAGAUUGACCACGAGAGCUCAUAACCAGGCUCAAUGUUCACAAGGUUUAAUGAUAUUUGAAAAGCUGUUCUUGUCAGGUAUGUGAGAACACAGAGCUUUUGCAAGGACGCUGAGACUGAAUUCUCAUAGGUAGAAAUGGCUGCUGGCUAUAGUCUGCUUCAUUUACUGCCGUUUCAGAGCUUUAAUAAUUAUCAGAAGCUUCCAUACUGUUGACCUACAGCUUCAGGAAAGGAUUGUAUAGGGUGUA
Molecule: messenger RNA, 2699 nt
Organism: Chiloscyllium plagiosum (whitespotted bambooshark)
Lineage: Eukaryota; Metazoa; Chordata; Chondrichthyes; Orectolobiformes; Hemiscylliidae
Source: RefSeq, a predicted model, not a curated record